AGAAUUUUUGUGCCCAAACCAGCUAAGUACAUGCCGCACAACCACGCAGACAUGCAACGCGCACGUUUUUCGAAGCCCAUGUGGAUCUGUUGAUCUCUCGGCUGCAAGCGCCUGACAGUUGGGACUUCAAAAAUGUUCAUACGACUUAAUCGAUCCCACCGAGCAACUAGAGCAACUAGGGAUCGUGGUGAAGUGAUCAUCGUCAAACCCGUGCUGUUUGGAGGAUGCUAGCUGUUGAGGUGUGCAAUUUAUCACAAGGUGUGGAACCACCAACUGAUUUGAUAGUUGCCUGGUGGCGGGGUCCAAGUUCAUGGUCAGGUCAGAUCCAAAACCUCACGUUUUUUCCUCCGCGUAACAAUAUGAGAUGAACAAUCAACACAUUCACAAGUCGUCGAUUGUGGCGAGGCGCGCCUACUGCUUCUAAACACACCAAACCACCAACCGCGAUCAUGGCUGAAAUUGAGCGAGGGGAUACACAGCAAAUGGUGAAUUUUGUCGGGAUGGCUGCUGGAAGUGCGUCCGCCAUGAUUGGUGCAGGUGCUGCCUCGGUGCUCAUUGAAGCGAUCCCACAAGGAAUCGCCCUGUUCGUUGCCCUACAAAGCUGGAAUGAACCUUGCAACCAACCUCUGCAGCUCUGGCUGGCAGUUGUGGGAGGAGUUAGUCUCUUGAUCACCGUGCCGGCAGUGAUAAUUCUCUGUCGGGAACGCCGAAAGAUCAACGAAACAGUUGGAAAUGAAGAGUUGGUGUCGUACAUGGUGCGGAAGCAGAGGGCCGAGCAGGAUCACCAGCACUUCGAAGAGAUCUCUGAAUUUGAGGAAGAACUGCAGGAGACGAUGGGAUCAGAGUCAAGGCCCUCAUGUGCUGAUUCCCUGAUGCGCUGUCUCCAGUGCCCACUGCUGGUGUGGCAGAUCUCGGGCAUCGUUUAGUACUGCAAGAGCUCUCCGGAGGAUGAGAUCUGCCGGGAGAAGCUGCGACAUUGGACCCUGGGCAUUUUGUUGCUAAAGUUUCUGAUGCCUUGCGUGACCUGCUGCUGUGUGAUCAUUUGUGGCGUCGGCGCUGGCCUCACCCACUUGCCGGAGGCGGUGAGUGACGGGUCCAGCUCUGAAUAAGCUUGCAAGCAGCCAGAUGUGAAGGAGGAAUUUAUGGCGGACGCACCGGACGCCAUGCCCGAUGGACUCGAUGCCUAUGAGGUUGCAGCUGCAGCCUAUGCCUUGCAGCGGUGCAGAUGCCUGCACCGCAGCGAGUUGUAUGAGCCAAUGAUGGAUACUGAAGGGUAAAAG
This is a messenger RNA of Durusdinium trenchii, 1280 nucleotides long. The record is from the annotation of a GenBank genome assembly. NCBI's taxonomy places the organism in Eukaryota, Dinophyceae, Suessiales, Symbiodiniaceae.